Molecule: messenger RNA, 1188 nt
Organism: Closterium sp. NIES-65
Lineage: Eukaryota; Viridiplantae; Streptophyta; Zygnematophyceae; Desmidiales; Closteriaceae
Source: the annotation of a GenBank genome assembly
AUGGACGUGGACGUGGACGUGGACGUGGACGGACGUGGACGUGGACGUGGACGUGGACGUGGACGUGGACGUGGACGUGGACGUGGACGUGGACGUGGACGUGGACGUGGCGUGGACGUGGACGUGGACGUGGACGUGGACGUGGACGUGGACGUGGACGUGGACGUGGACGUGGACGUGACGUGGACGUGGACGUGGACGUGGACGUGGACGUGGACGUGGACGUGGACGUGGACGUGGACGUGGACGUGGACGUGGACGUGGACGUGGACGUGGACGUGGACUUGGACGUGGACGUGGACGUGGACGUGGACGUGGACGUGGACGUGGACGUGGACGUGGACGUGGUGUGGACGUGGACGUGGACGUGGACGUGGACGUGGACGUGGACGUGGACGUGGACGUGGACGUGGACGUGGACGUGGACGUGGACGUGGACGUGGACAUGGACGUGGACGUGGACGUGGACGUGGACGUGGACGUGGACGUGGACAUGGACGUGGACGUGGACGUGGACGUGGACGUGGACGUGGACGUGGACGUGGACGUGGACAUGGACGUGGACGUGGACGUGGACGUGGACUGGACGUGGACGUGGACGUGGACGUGGACGUGGACGUGGACGUGGACGUGGACGUGGACGUGGACGUGGACGUGGACGUGGACGUGGACAUGGACGUGGACGUGGACGUGGACGUGGACGUGGACGUGGACGUGGACGUGGACGUGGACGUGGACGUGGACGUGGACGUGGACGUGGACGUGGACGUGGACGUGGACGUGGACAUGGACGUGGACGUGGACGUGGACGUGGACAUGGACGUGGACAUGGACGUGGACGUGGGUGUGGACGUGGACGUGGACGUGACUGGACGUGGACGACAUGGACGUGGACGUGGACGUGGACGUGGACGUGGACGUGGACGUGACGUGGACGUGACGUGGAUUGGACGUGACGUGGACGUGGACGGACGUGGGAUGGACGUGGUGGACGUGGACGUGGACGUGGACGUGGACGUGGACGUGGACGUGGUUGGACUGGACGUGGACGUGGACGUGGACGUGGACAUGACGUGGUGGACGUGGACGUGGACGUGGGAAUGGACGUGGACGACGUGGACGUGGACGUGGACGUGGGUGGACGUGGACGUGGACGUGGACGUGGACGUGCGUGGACGUGUGGCAUGA